AGAGAAAAGCUUUGAUCAGUUAAAUCUGAUUCCUCGUUUUCGCUCUCUUUUGAGAAAGCAAUCAACUUUCUUCAAAAUCAACCACAUCAAGUAUUCUUCUUUUGAAAAAGGUUUGACGCAAGCAUCAUCACCAAAAACAUCAAGAACAUCAACAUCGUCAUAAAUUAUCUUUGUCGCAUCAACGUCAGCUGCAGCUACACACCUUUUUCUUCGACGUAGUAGAAGUCGAGAAACUAAAAAGAAAAUGUCAUCUCUCAUCUCGUGUAAGCGUGCGGCGAUUGUCGCAGGGUUUUCCACGGUUCAGGGCGUCCGUGUGGGUUUGCAGCGCCACACAUCGUCCACCGAACUGGCGCCGAGUAUGGCGUCGGCGAUGAUGGAAGUAAAGGUACAUGCGGAUGCGAGUGACGCUACAGGAUUCCAAUGCCGUGACAUCGAAUUCGACGGUGCUGGUGAGCCUACUACUCCUUUUUUGACGGCUUAUGCUGCAUUCAUCCAGGAGAAGAUUAUCGGGCGCAAUGGGCUGUUAAAGACCCUAGCCACGCGAAAGAAUAUUGUCGUGUCGGCGAGCACCUUUGAUGACACCCUCAAGAAUCAGUUGAAGAUGGCGUGUCAUCCAACUAGUAAGAUUGAAACAAGCAAGAUGUUGCUACGUGGACAGGUUAACUCGUCAGCUUCUGCGUUUAUCACGGGAAGACAGCAAGAGAACAACUACAACUUCGCGCAGUUGCUUGCGAAAACAUGUUGUCAGGCCACAGCUGUUCCUAAUGUCCGAGCUCUACCAACUAUCCCGGAUGUCGAUACUAUAGAGCGAGAUGAACAAAACGAUGCUGCGUUAGAAACCGCCAUCCAAGCUUCGGUGGAUCCAAAUCAAAGCGCAAACCGCGAACAAGCAGUUCGGGAUCUGCAAGCAGCGCAGGUUCCCGCUUCGGGUGCCACACCGUCCAGCGCUUCGGCAACCGCUCCAGCUGCGGACCCGGCUACCACGAACGUGCCUGCGGCGGCUGCUGCAGCUCCAGCGGGUGCCGCAGAACCUCCUGCGAAGAAAGCGAAGAAGGACAGUCAAUGCUGCGGAGGAAGGUGA
Molecule: messenger RNA, 1081 nt
Organism: Amoebophrya sp. A25
Lineage: Eukaryota; Dinophyceae; Syndiniales; Amoebophryaceae
Source: the annotation of a GenBank genome assembly